UGCAUGCUUUCCGGUUGUAGCAAAAUUCAAACGUCGUGUGUGGAGUCGACUCAAACGGAACUCGAAAGUAGACGGCCAGCCAAACACUUGGACAACGAAUUACACGGCACAGAAGAGAGCUUUUUAGAAUAGUCUGCGGUGGCAACAUGAGAGUGAGUGAAGUCCAUGCUGCGGAGUCUGUUGCCUACCUCAACAGAGCUCUUUUUAAGUUGCAGGAUAUUUGGGAAGAAAUUGGAAUUUCAGAGGAUCAACGCCUCCAGAGAACUAAUGUAGUUCAUGAGCACAUCAAAGAUUUGCUGGGCAGGAUGAUAGUCGAGGAAGAGGAGCUGAAAAAGCGAGUAUUGAAAAACAUUGAAUCCUGCCGCAAAGAAAUUAGUCAACUGUGCAGUGAACUUCAGAUGCCCCCCCUUGAGGAGGAGGAUGGCUGCACCAUGCUGCAGAUGGAGAAGAACAGCCGCACUCGUUUGGAGCUCAUGAAAGAGCACAAGAGGCAGAGAAUGGAGGAUCUCAAAAGUCUCGUUGUCAAAGACCGCGAGCUGUGUGACAUCAUGUGCACCACCCCUUUUAGCAUCAACCAAGAGACAACUCCGUCCCUGAAACAACUAGAGGACUACCGUGCCUACAUGGAUGACCUCACAAAGGAAAAGGAGCACCGUCACGAAGAAUUUGUGAGCAUAAUGCAGGAGAUCAACACAUGCAUGGAUGAUCUGGAGCGCCAGGCCGAGACCAGUUUUGAAAAGGAUGUGAUGUGUGAGGAUGAGGAGGCCUUCUGUCUCUCUACUGACAACAUCAAUGCACUGAAACAACUCCUCAGCCAGUUGCGAAAGCGCAAGGCGGAGAAUGAGGAGCUCUGCGCAGUGCUCCGCACUAAGCUCCAGGAACUGUGGGACAGGCUGAAGAUUCCCUUGGAGGAGAGGGAAGACUUUUCCGAGCACAUGAUCAAGUCCAAAAGGAGGAACAUUGAGGCACUCCAGGCUGAGGUCCAGCGUUUUGAACUGCUGAAACUCCACAGCAUGAAAAGUGUGAUCGAGGCCAUCAGAGCUGAGAUUUCUCUUUACUGGGAAACGUGCUUCUACAGCCAAGAACAGCGCGAGGCUUUUCUUCAUUAUCACCAUGAUGACUUUACUGAGGAGCUGCUCAAACUGCACGAGGAUGAAGUCAAAACUCUGAAGAGCUACUUUGAGGGCCAUCAAGAGCUGUUUGAAGGUGUCGCAAAAUGGCAGGAGAAUUGGGCUGUUUAUUUGGAACUCGAUAGGAAAGCCAAUGACACCUCGAGGUUUAACAACAGAGGUGGAAACCUGCUGAAGGAGGAGAAGCAGCGAAGUGACCUUCAGAAAAGUUUGCCCAAGCUUGAGAAGGCUCUAAAGGCCAAAAUAGAUUCGUGGGAGCAAGAGCAAGGCAAAGAGUUUUUUGUCGACGGGCAGAAGUUUCUGGAUUAUGUGCAGCAGCAGUGGGAGCAGCAUCACAUCGAGAAGGAGAAAGAGAAAAUGGAGAGGCAACUGAAGAGGAGCAAACAGACUCAGGAGGACAUGUUGUACGGAACUGCAGUGAGGACACCGUCCAAAAGGCGAAUCGCCGGAACCCUCACACCAAGCAAACAAAGAAAGAUGGGAAUGUCAACCAUGUCCACGCCUAAUAGCUUCCUCAGUUCAGGCUUCGGGGGAACCAUGGGCCAGUCUUCAAUCCAAAAGCCUCCUCUAUCUGCCAGUAAGGGUCUCGGCCUACGAACCGCUGGGCAUGCAAAGACUCCCCGUGCACUUGACCGGAACAAGGAAAACCUCGACGUCCUUAACAGAAACACUCCAUGUGGCGCACUCAGAGGGACCUGUCGAAGGCUUCUAAAUCGAAUGUGAAUUCUAAACUGCUCAACUCCACUGUCAGUCAACAGUGACCAAAGUCUUCUAGCUCUGCUGUUUGUGUGGCAAGAGGGAACCUUUGCCAAAAAAUGUAAAUAGUUUACAAAUGUGUGAACAUUUUGAUGAUCCCUUUUUACUCAGGCUUAUUUUAUCGUCACUACUGUGGCGGUCUUCCCUGUAUUUUUGUGGAAAGUAAAUGUUUGUGCAUAUGUUGACCUUUUACUUGCCUUAUUUUCAAUAUUAUUCAUGAAAUGUUUGCUAUAUCUAUCACUUCACAUUUUUAGUGCUUUAGCAACUAGUGUUCAUGAAACCUUUGCUAUAUCUAUCACUUCACGUUUUUAGUGCUUAAGCAACAAUUUCCCCCCCCCCCCCCAGCU
Phyllopteryx taeniolatus (common seadragon) is the source of this 2233-nucleotide messenger RNA. Its product is annotated as protein regulator of cytokinesis 1-like. Lineage: Eukaryota; Metazoa; Chordata; Actinopteri; Syngnathiformes; Syngnathidae. The record is from RefSeq and is a predicted model, not a curated record. The transcript has 14 exons. Gene Ontology annotation, molecular function: microtubule binding. The coding region runs from base 147 to 1853 and encodes 568 amino acids. Gene Ontology annotation, cellular component: cytoplasm; mitotic spindle midzone; spindle. Gene Ontology annotation, biological process: microtubule cytoskeleton organization; mitotic spindle midzone assembly.